Rhinocladiella mackenziei CBS 650.93 is the source of this 1461-nucleotide messenger RNA. RefSeq lists its product as uncharacterized. The record is from RefSeq and is a predicted model, not a curated record. Lineage: Eukaryota; Fungi; Ascomycota; Eurotiomycetes; Chaetothyriales; Herpotrichiellaceae. The transcript has 4 exons. Bases 1 to 1461 code for a protein of 486 amino acids.
AUGGUGUACUAUGGCGUGUGCGACCAGCGGAAACCGGGAUGCUUGAAAUGCGAGAAAUCAGACAAGCAAUGUCCAGGCUACCGAAAUCUCGAUGAAGUCCUGUUUCGGGACGAGUCUGAACGAAUUAUCCGGAAAGCUCGCCCAAUCGAGCCGUCAAAAUCGGUCUUGAUACCAAAAACUCGCGUCAUUUCUGUUAGAUCUCCGACAAGCGGCGCACCGACUUCCGAACCCAAGUUGCUUACAUCAUCUCUAUACCCUGUCAGCAUAUCCUACCCCCUUUCUCAGCCUAUCAAUGAACUCGGGGCUAACUUCUUCUUCACCAAAUACACCUUCAACGAAGCCCCUUUUGCGAACGACUACCAUGACUGGCUGACCCAGUCGUACUUUGAAGAUGGACCCAGUCAUGUUCUACGAGCAGCCAUCGAAGCAGUUGGCAUGGCGGGAAUAUCAAACGUCUCUCAUGCUCCCCAUGUCGCGUCCAAAUCCAAAGUACAGUAUUGCGAGGCCCUGGCCGCCCUGAAGCAGGCGUUGAAAGAUCCUGUCCAAGCAAGUGCGGAUACGACGUUUAUGGCAGUCAUCCUCCUCGGACUAUUUGAGGCCGUCAACUUCGAACAUUGGGAUCGGUAUCCCUAUUGGGCAGCCCAUGUCAAAGGAGCCACGGCCUUGCUACAGCUCCGAGGUCGGGAGCAGUUCACCCGGGAGCGUGGAGGACAGCUCUACAUCCAGAUCCGUUCUCAAAUACUCUUAGUCUGCAUGCAGCAGCACAAUGCCGUCCCUCCGGCCCUGGUGCAAACGACUUAUGAUUUCCAAACCAGCGCCAUCAGGCAACAGUGGCAACAUCGCCGUGUUGCCAGCCCAGGUUCCAUUUGUGAGAUUUCUUUCCGAAUGGUCAACCUCCGAGCCGCCUUCAAAAACGGGGAGGUCACCGACCCACAGGUCAUCCGCAAGACAGCGCUCGAAAUCGACGGCGACCUCGAGGUCUGGAGAGCAGGUGUGCCACCGAAUUGGAGAUACACUACUAUCGACGCUCCGGGAGCUGGUGUCGACACCUGCUUCGACGGGAAAAGUCAUGUGUAUCCUACCCCUUGGAUUGCAGAUGCUUGGAAUAACUGGCGCAUACUACGGAUACUGGUCAACCAAAUCAUCGUUCAAAAUGAGGUCCGUUCGAGUGUGCCAGAAAAUGCACAGAAAUCCAUCGCCCUCUCCAUUAUUCGCCAGUCGUCCGCCGACAUCUGUAUCUCCACUUCUAGUUUCAUAGGCACUCCACGUAAGUUCCCCCCAGUCCGCUCACGUGCCAGUACACCGCUAAACAUUCUUCGUAGGUAUCCUUUCUCUGAUCCGGCCAUUAUAUGUUGUGUCCCUGGAAGAGCUGAAUGCUCGCAGUGUGCGUUCCUUCGCCGCACACCAAUUGCGCCGCAUCGGGGCAUCGAUGGGAAUUCGACAGGCUGGCUUGAUAGCUGA